Molecule: messenger RNA, 2153 nt
Organism: Branchiostoma floridae (Florida lancelet)
Lineage: Eukaryota; Metazoa; Chordata; Leptocardii; Amphioxiformes; Branchiostomatidae
Product: sodium/potassium-transporting ATPase subunit beta-1-interacting protein 2-like
Exons: 8
Coding region: 111-725 (204 amino acids)
Biological process (GO): regulation of sodium ion transport
Source: RefSeq, a predicted model, not a curated record
GAAGGCUAACAUCCUCCGCCCUGAGUGAAGCGGUAUAAACAGAAAAGUUUGAGGUUGAUCGACAGGGCGGCCAAACGAUAGGAAAUCGCGGAUUUUCCUCAGUUUUCACGAUGAGUUGCUGUAGUGGGAGAUGUACGCUCAUAGCGUUAUGUUUUCUACAACUGAUAGCGACAGUAGAAAGACAAGUGUUUGACUUCCUAGGGUACAUGUGGGCUCCUAUCAUCGGGAACUUCUUCCAGAUCAUCUGUGUCAUAUUGGGACUCUUUGGCACCUACCAGUACAGACCAAGAUAUAUCGUGGUGUACUGUACGUGGGGCGUCCUGUGGGUGGCCUGGAACAUCUUUAUCAUCUGUGUAUACCUGGAACUGGGCAGUCUCACUGUAGAAACGCCGGCACUGACGCUCGGGGCACCACAGAGCAUCAGCUGGUGGAGAGAACACGGGAUUGGCUGCCAGGCCUCCAACGCCACGGCAACGUCGACCAAUCCGGUGGUGACAGGCUGUCUGCUGGACUUCACUUAUGUAGAAAUGAUCCAUGCUGCAAUUCAAAUCGUACUGGCUAUCGUAGGGUUUAUCUAUGGCAUCUACGUGGUGUAUAUGUUCACAGAAGAGGACGACAGUUUUGACUUCAUAGGAGGUUUUGACUCGUACUCAGCGUACCAGGCCCCACAGAAAACGUCCCAUAUGCAGUUGCAGCCGAUGUAUGUUACCAGUUCUACUUGUUAGUGGUGAAGGGAAAAAGACUUUCUUUCUCUGGAGGGAUGGCCCCGCGGUGGAAUGAAUGUGGAAAAAGUCUCCCUCAUCUGAAGUUCUAGCUGAUACUACAACAGGGCAAGCUGACUGUGUAAUCGUGUGCUUAUAUCUCUGUCCCAAUGCAUGCUGUCCACCCCCAUUUGUCUAGUGAGGAUGGUCCGAAAUUUGUUACCACUCAUAGUGACUAGGGUAGACCUGGGCAAUACUACUGUCGAAGCAGGGGUGUUUUUGCCUCCGAAGUUCUUUGUAUAUAUGAAAUGUCUCUGGCCAACCACUUUAGCAAUAGAGUAGUCUUAUUGGUCGAUUGCGGUUUUGGACCAUUCCACUUUUAAAUGGGGAGGCACAGAGCUUUUGUUGUGGGGAGGAAAAAAAUUGGUGCUGCGAAAAAAGAAAAUGGUGUGUGCUUAUGGAAAUGCGAUAUUAUACAAAGUGGCACUGUCCAACUAAAGAUAUUUUUGGUUAACAAAAUAGCACAUACCUCAUAUUAUUGGAAAUAUUAUUAGAGAAAAUAGUACAGAAUACAUACACAAAUCUAUGUAUAUCUAUGGCUGAAAAGAUUUAAGAUACUUGGUUAAAGAAUCAGUUCACCAAAGUUUGACAACCUUGUAGCGAGUUGUAGUUUUAAGUUUGAAAGAAAGAAACAAGCGACGCUUUAAGUAUGGAUGACGGUCUAAAUCCGGAAAACUUUGAUUUUCUCAAAGUAGAUUGACCAAUCAUGUCCACAAGUAUGAUGUAACAAAAGGUUGAUACUCAUAUCCAUGUAAUCCUUUAUAGAUUUCUUCAGAAGCAUGCUCAGAUCUCCAGAAUUCUCCAGAAUUCAGAACUGAAUUUAAGAUAAAACAUGUUCCCCUUUAGUACCUAGUCUUCUGCGUCAUGAUUUAACACACUCAGUAUAAAAUGAUUUUAUUGUCUUUCCAAGAAGAACUCAAGUUUUUCGGAUUUAUAAAGACUGCCUUUCCGAAUAUAUAGACACUGUGUCACUUGUGGAAGAUGUUAUGGUAGAUGAGAUGAGAGCAUAUAGAAAGUUUAAAGUAUGACAGAGAAAAACUAUGUUAUAAAGAUUAAAAACAAUAUUAUAGUUGAAGUGUUGAGGAUAUCGGCCAAAGUGUGUACAGGAAUAGGCUAUGAUCGUUCUUCAGGGUAGUGAAAUGUGAAGAAAAGAAGAUAUGAUGUAUUUUGUGGCUUGUUAAUUCCACGGAGUUAUGAAGUUUGUUUCUAACAGUUUGGUAUACACAGUAAAGGUUUGAAGUAGAUCAUUAUUUUCAAAUUUCCAUCCAACUUCUGGACCUCCAAACUUUGGUUGGGAUUGGGAUUACCAAACUUUCAUUUGGAGGGCCAGAGAGCUUAAAAAUUUAGCUGUUUGGAAUUAGAAAAAGGAUUGCACCUCUGAAUUGUACGAAA